AUGACUAAAGCCAAAGAAAACCCAUCGGACUACUACUUGGAUCGCUUGCAAGAUUUGCCUUCCAUCAACAAAACCAGAGAAGCGAAUGCUGCUGCAUGGCGGAACUUUCUUUCUGUCGAAGAGUACGUGGAAAGAGAACACGUUUUGGGCUUAUCGAAGAUCGCCUCCUCGGAGACCAACCGUGUUCUUGUCUUUGGCUUGAAGAAUAAGUCAGACCCAUCCACCAUUGUCAGUUCUGUGGAGUUGUUGGUAAGAGAAUCGUGGAGGUUUCAUAAGACGGCUGAUGGUUCCGUCGCUAGAAAAUCCGUAUUAAGCGGUUGCGUUGGUGGUGUCUACACGGAUCCAAGCCAUCGAGGCAAAGGAUAUGCGUCCAUCAUGAUUGACAAGCUCAUGCAAAUAGCCAAAACGCCGGACGUUUUGGGCGAGGAUGGAUUCGUGUUUUUGUAUUCGGAAGUUGGCGAAUACUAUGCGCGUAAUGGAUUCAAGUCCUUCCAUGUGCCAUUGGCAAACAUCCCGCUUGUGGCUCAAAAUAAACCCUACGAGAAACCAGAGAAUGUGGAUUUGGUCAAGUACCACGAAUUUGCGCCUUUGUUCGAGGAGUACAAUGCCCACUUUGAUUCAGAAAUGCGCGAGAAAACUGCCACUGAUGGACUCGACCGUAUUACAAUCAACCCAACCGCUGAUUACAUUGAUUGGUACCACUUGAGACUGAAGUUCUUCGUAGCCAAGUUGUACGAGCAGCACAUUAAAUUUGAUGGAUAUCGUGAUUCAUACGAUGAUCUUGUGGCCAAGUUUCUGAGCAUCCAACCACAUUACUAUGGCAUGAUCCUUCGGUGUCCGGAAACAGGUGAUUCACAAGGCUUUAUUGUGUGGCACUAUGAGUACGAUUUUGACAAGGAAACCGAAAAACCGAAGAACUAUGUGACAAUUCUUAAAAUCCACGUCGACACUACUCGCGCUAAUUAUGAUUCAGUGGCUUUCCAGCUUAUUGCAAACUUAAAGAACUACGUCGAAGCGGACCACGGGAUUCCGCAGUUGGCAAACUUCCACAAGAUUGUACUUUGGGAGUCUGAGGUCAGUUCCAAAGUGCUCCGCGACUUGCGCAAAUUCUUCCAAAGUGUUGAUGGCUUGAACAACAGCUCUCUUGGUGCCAUCUCUUUCGUUAACGAGGAAGACGACUCUAGGUUGAAGAAAGGCGAGAUUCUCUGGGAGAACAACAACAAGUUGCCUUGGUUUUAG
This is a messenger RNA of Clavispora lusitaniae ATCC 42720, 1239 nucleotides long. RefSeq lists its product as uncharacterized. The record is from RefSeq and is a predicted model, not a curated record. Gene Ontology annotation, molecular function: acyltransferase activity, transferring groups other than amino-acyl groups. Lineage: Eukaryota; Fungi; Ascomycota; Pichiomycetes; Serinales; Metschnikowiaceae.